Messenger RNA from Suillus discolor, 1032 nucleotides. RefSeq lists its product as uncharacterized. Bases 1 to 1032 code for a protein of 343 amino acids. The record is from RefSeq and is a predicted model, not a curated record. Lineage: Eukaryota; Fungi; Basidiomycota; Agaricomycetes; Boletales; Suillaceae. The transcript has 2 exons.
AUGGACCAAGUUACUUCCACAGUUGGCCAACAGUUUCGGAAUUUCAAAGCCACUGUUUGCUCAGCAUACAAUACACAAGAACUUUGUCAAGAGGCUGAGGCUCGCGCCCGAUGCAAUGUAAAGCGCACUGCAAAACGAGCAGUAGGACAGCAGGGCAAACAAAUGGAGCCCAAGCAUACACAGCACAAUGAGGUAUUCAACUUUCAGACCUAUAAAUUCCAUGCUUUAGGCGACUACAUUUCUACCAUUUGUCUGUAUGGCACGUCCGAUUUGUACAGCUCCGAACCUGGUAAACUCAAACACCACUCUCCCAAGGCUAGAUAUAGCCGCACAGAUUGUAAAUCAUUUGUGAAACAGCUGACCCGCAUCGAAUGCCGUCAGGCUCACAUCCGCCACAUUGGUGACAAGAUAGUUCAUCGCCCCCACGUAGAAAUCGCCGAAAUGGCAGGAAGCCCAGAUGUUCACCACCACAUUGGCAUGACACAAAAGUACCCUAUACACAUAGGAACGUACUUGCGCAGCCAUGAGAGUGAUCCAGCGAUCAAAGUCAGUCCAAUCAUACUUACCCCAAGAACACCUUCAAAUUCCCCCGUACAGAAUUUCCUUCCGAAGCUCAAGCAGCAUUUAUUACAGCGUAUUCACAAACUCACAGAUAUCUCAUCUGAAGACACCAAAACCAUUAUUAUCAAGGAUUAUCAUUUGUAUCACCAUAACAUUGCCCGAUUCAACUAUACUAUGUACGAUGUUCAUAGAGCUCAAGACAUCGUCAACCCAUGUACUUCCCACUGUAACGUAAUGGUUCUCUCCUCUGACAACGAUAUGGGACUCGAAGGCCAUAGGUUCAUCUAUGGUAAAGUGUUGGGUGUUUAUCAUGUUAAUGUAAUCUACGUUGGAGUCGGUAUGAUAGAUUUUAUUCCUCUACGAGUUGAGUUCCUAUGGGUUCACUGGUACGAGCCCAUGGAGCAGGUCUCCUCUUGGGACACCUCUACUCUCGAUCGACUCAGGUUCCCGCCUAUGGAUGAUGAAUCUUGA